AUGUCCCAAAACAACCACCCGUCUUCUCACAACCCUCAUCAACAACAACAACGAUACCACCCCCAACACCACACAUCAAAUUUGUCGGAAAAUAAUUUGGAGUAUCAAAGCAGUGGGUACCAAGAAGAACCUCAAAAUGUUACCUCUUCCGAUGAUCAUCAUGUAGCCUUCCAAGACUUUGGCCAAGAUGCAAGAUAUAGAUCCCGAAGGGGCAGUGAAGAGAUGAUAGAAGAUGUGGUGCAACAUGCUCUCACGAGUAAUACAUCAAGUGGAAUUCGAAGAAGAAAACAAGUGAGAAAUCAAGAAGAAGAUACAAUGUCUGAUAUUGUGAUCCCAGAAGAGGAAAACGAACUGGAGACAAAGAAAGCUCUUUUGAAUUCAAUGUUUGGUAUUAUGCCAUUUGCUGGUCACGUGACGAAAAGAGAUAUAGCAGAAAGAAGUGAAAAGGUAAAAUCACUUUAUGAGCCAGUAACAGGACUUAAACCAGAACAAGUAAAAAAACCUGAGAGAAAUAGAAUGUUAGGUUUUGGAAAUAUUCUCUACUCAAUUCUAUUUGGAUGGUGGCUGUUCUUGGUGUAUCUUUUUGUUGGAAUUUUAUGCUUUUUAAGUAUAUUUUGCUUUAGUUACGGCAAAAAGUGUUUUGAAUUUGCUUUUUAUUUCUUUUAUCCAUUUGGACAAUAUGUGGAACGGAUAGUCAUCGAAGAUCACCAUAUCAUUAACUCAAACAGCACAAACGAAUCUACAUCCAUAUUAGCUGGAAAUGCAGACGAUCAUACACCAUCUAAUGAUUACUAUAAUCUCAACAAGAAGGAAAACAGAUUUUUAAAAAUUGUUGCAAUGAUCAUUUGGUGUGUAAUAAUGGCACCAAUAUUAGUGAUUGCUCAUGCCUGGUGCUGCCUACUCGCUUGGCUCACAGUAUUUGGAAUUCCAAUUUCUAAAGUUCAAUAUCAGGGAAUCAAAUUAUUGUACAAGAGUUUCUUGGAGCUUCAUGUUAGCCAUCAAUUUCCUCCCAAUGUCGAAAGUGAUAUUCUUGUUUGUACCUAUCAGGCCUUUAACAUUUGGUAUUACAAGUAUUCAUUAUUUGGCGCAAAUGUCAUGCUGAUCAAUAUGCUACCUUUUGUACCGCUCAGUAUAAUUUUAGGAUUUGCUUUUGGGGAUGAAUUUGUGGAAGAGUAUGGUAUUGGUAUCUUUAUCAGUUGUAUUUUAGCUGUGGUGCCUCUCAGUUACUACAUCAGUAAGGCUGUCAGCUCGAUAUCUGCUCAGAGCAAUUACGUUGUUGGAGCUUUCUUGAAUGCAUCGUUUGGUUCAGUAGUAGAGAUUAUCUUAUAUUUUGCAACUUUGUGGAAAGGAUUAUCCACAAUUAUUGUUCAAGCAGUAACUGGUAGUUUUUUAGCAGAUACGUUGUUAAUUCCGGGUUUAAGUAUGAUUGCUGGAGGAUUUAAACAUCAAGUUCAAUACUUCAAUAGACACGCAGCAGGAACGUCUGCUUUGCUACUGUUGGUUGCAGUAGUGGGAUGUUUUGUUCCAUCUCUUUUUUACACCAUUUAUGGAAAUUAUGAAUUAAGUUGUUUACAGUGUAUGGAUACAGCUAUAUUCCACAAUACAACCAAUAACUCAACAACCAAUUUCGCUGGAUUUCCACGAGUAGACGCUCGACGUAACUCAACAAAUAAUGGUACAAGUCCUCUUUAUUCCAUGACCUGCCAGAACUGUAUUUAUGUAGAACGAGAUUUUACCAAGGAUCCAAUCUACCUCCACAAAGUAAAACCUCUUGCCAUUACAACCGCAGCAAUUUUACCUCUGGCUUAUUUGGUUGGUUUGAUCUUUGCAUUGAAGACACACAACAAGUACUAUUUGCGACCACCAAAAGUCGAUGAUGAAGACUCAGAAAAAGGAAAAAACAGAGCCCAUGGAGGACAUGGAGCAGCUGAAUGGCCAAGAUGGUUGUGUGUCAUCAUUUUACUUGUUGCCACAGUUGCAUUUGCGUUUGUUGCAGAAUGUAUGACAAAAUCCAUGGAGCCAGCUUUCAAUGAACUCAGAAUUCCUUUAGAAUUUGCUGGACUCACCGUAUUUGCUGUCGUUCCUAAUAUUUCAGAAAUUGUUAGUGCUAUUAAGUUUGCACUACAAAAUAAUGUCACUCUAUCUCUGGAGAUUGGAAACGUUGCAGGUAUUCAAACAGCAUUAAUUCAAGUACCUGCACUUGUUAUUUUCAGUGUAAUUAUUUUCCAAGAUGAUUUCACAAAAGUGUUUAGCUUGACAUUCCCACAACUCGAUUUGGUUGCCAUUUUCUUUGCAGUAAUCAUUCUUAACUAUGUGACAAUUGAUGGAAAGAGUAAUUACUUUCAUGGUUUCAGUCUUACCGUUGUGUACAUUCUCAUUAUCAUUGCCUUCUUUUUUGCAUAUUUCUAG
This is a messenger RNA of Naegleria fowleri, 2409 nucleotides long. RefSeq lists its product as uncharacterized. Gene Ontology annotation, cellular component: membrane; endomembrane system. Gene Ontology annotation, biological process: intracellular calcium ion homeostasis; calcium ion transmembrane transport. The transcript is spliced from 5 exons. NCBI's taxonomy places the organism in Eukaryota, Heterolobosea, Eutetramitea, Acrasida, Naegleriidae. Gene Ontology annotation, molecular function: calcium:proton antiporter activity. The record is from RefSeq and is a predicted model, not a curated record. Bases 1 to 2409 code for a protein of 802 amino acids.